Ceratotherium simum simum (southern white rhinoceros) is the source of this 3415-nucleotide messenger RNA. RefSeq names its product chromatin assembly factor 1 subunit A (gene CHAF1A). The record is from RefSeq and is a predicted model, not a curated record. NCBI's taxonomy places the organism in Eukaryota, Metazoa, Chordata, Mammalia, Perissodactyla, Rhinocerotidae. Gene Ontology annotation, cellular component: CAF-1 complex; nucleus. Gene Ontology annotation, biological process: nucleosome assembly.
GGGCUGCGGGGGUCGCCGCGGUUCCCGCCAAAUACGAGCGCGGCGGCCGCGGCAGCAGCGGUGCGGGCGGGAGGGCGAGCAGCAGCGGCCGCCUGAGCGGAGCCUGCGCCUCCGCCGCCUGAGGGGAGCUCGAGCCGCCGCCGGAGAGAUGCUGGAGGAGCCGGAGUGCGGGGCGCCGGGCGCCAGGGCAGCGGCGGCAGCCAUGGAUUGCAAAGACAGACCAGCUUUACCAGUCAAGAAGUUAAUACAAGCUCGUCUGCCAUUCAAGCGCCUGAAUCUUGUCCCAAAGGAGAAAUUGGACGACGGGUCGGAGGACAUGAGAAGCUCCCAGACUGCUCCUGUACAAAGUCAAGUCCCCGAUUUAGAAACCUCUUUGGACCUCUUGGAGAGUGACUGUCAUAUGGGUUCUGAGAUAGAUUUUAGGCCAAAACUUGUCAAUGGGAAGGGUCCCUUAGAUUACUUUUUAAGAAGUAGAGACAAAACCAAUAUUGGCCAGACCACGGUCAUCAUUGAUUUGACGGAGGACUCAAACGACCAACCAGACAGCACUGUGGCCCACGGUGAACUAAAUUCUGUAGCCUCCCCCUCUGGGGAGGCUGUAAAUGGGGUCAGAGAAGAAGCCGGAGAUGAGAGGGGGCUGUCCAAGGCCGGUCCGGAGGAUAAGUUGGCAUUUCCCGAGAUCCUUUCAGACACUCCGUGCAAGACAGAGGAGGAGCAUGCUGGCUCCGGGGGCACAGAGAGGAGUGCAGACGUGCGGAAAGGCCCACCCCAAAGCUGCCCCAAGCUGACAGGCGGUCCCAGAAUGUGCCCCGAGAAGGACCAGGAUGGCUGGAGUGAAGCCGGGGGCAUCUUGUUCAAAGGGAAGGUGCCUGUGGUGGUCCUGCAGGAUAUCCUGGCCACGAAGCCUCCUGGAGCCAAGUCUCCUGCUACCACUCCUCCCGACCAGGGCGUGCCCUCGGAGAGCGAGAUGCUGGAGUCGGGCCCUGAGGAAGACUCUGUCCUUAGCCAUUCGUCCCUGAGCUCUUCCUCUCCUACCAGCUCACCUGAGGGGCAGUCGGCCCCCAAAAAGCAGUGCCGCCAGCCCAGUCCCUUCCCCACCUCCACACCGAUCCACAGGAUAACUAAGAAAUUGGUCAAAGGUUCUGCCGAGAAGAACAAGAUGAGACUGCAAAGAGACAAGGAGCGGCUGGGCAAGCAGCUGAAGCUACGGGCCGAGAAGGAGGAGAAGGAGAAGCUGCGAGAGGAGGCCAAGCGGGCCAAGGAGGAAGCCAAGAAGAAGAGGGAGGAGGAGAAGGAGCUGAAGGAAAGGGAGAGGCGGGAGAAGAGGGAAAAGGACGAGAAAGAGAAGGCGGAGAAGCAGCGGCUCAAGGAGGAGAGGCGCAAGGAGCGGCAGGAGGCGCUGGAGGCUAAGCUGGAGGAGAAGAGGAAAAAGGAAGAGGAGAAACGGUUGAGAGAGGAAGAGAAGCGCAUUAAAGCAGAGAAGGCCGAAAUCACGAGGUUCUUUCAGAAACCAAAGACUCCACAGGCCCCCAAGACCCUGGCCGGCUCCUGUGGGAAGUUUGCCCCUUUUGAAAUUAAAGAACAUAUGGUCCUUGCCCCUCGGUGUCGGACCGCCUUUGACCAGGACCUCUGUGACCAGUUGGACCAGCUCCUCCAGCAGCAGAGUGGCGAGUUCUCCUUCCUGAAAGAUCUGAAAGGGCGGCAGCCCCUCAGGUCGGGACCCACCACGGUUUCUAACCGGAACACAGACAUCUGUAACAGUGAUGUGGUGAUCGUGGAGAGUGGCAAAGUGGACGGCGUUCCCGACAGGAGGAAGUUCGGCAGGAUGAAGCUCCUGCAGUUUUCCGAGAAUCACCGGCCAGCGUACUGGGGGACGUGGAACAAGACGACGACGGUCAUCCAUCCGAGGGACCCCUGGGCCCAGGACAGGAAGCUCCUCGACUACGAGGUGGACAGCGAUGACGAGUGGGAAGAGGAGGAGCCGGGAGAGUCCCUCUCCCAUAGCGAAGGGGAUGAUGAUGAUGAAGUGGGAGAGGACGAAGAUGAAGAUGAUGGUUUUUUCGUGCCCCAUGGGUACCUGUCUGAGGAUGAAGGAGUAACUGAGGAGUGUGCCGACCCGGAGAACCACAAGGUUCGCCAGAAACUGAAGGCCAAGGAGUGGGACGAGUUCUUAGCCAAGGGGAAGAGGUUCCGUGUGCUCCAGCCCGUGAAGAUCGGCUGCAUCUGGGCGAAUGACAAGGAUGGAGGCGCCGACCUGAAGCUGCUGCAGCAGUUCACGGCGUGCCUGCUGGAGACCGUCCCCCCCGAGGAGGAGCAGACGCCCAAGGCCUCCCGGAGAGAGAAGAGGGACCAGCAGAUCUUGGCCCAGCUUCUCCCGCUGCUCCACGGGAACGUGAACGGAAGCAAAGUGAUCAUCCGGGAGUUCCAGGAGUGCUGCCGCCGAGGGCUGCUCAGCAAGGACGCCGGCAGUCCCGAGACCUGCUCCGCCAGCCCCCCGAGCCCGGGCUCCUCCCGCCCACAGACCCCCACCGCCGGCGAGGACACCGCCGUCCCCUCCAAGGCCAGGCUCAAGCGGAUCAUUUCCGAGAACUCAGUGUACGAGAAGAGGCCCGAUUUCAGGAUGUGCUGGUACGUCCACCCGCAGGUGCUGAAGAGCUUUGACCAGGAGCACCUGCCCGUGCCGUGCCAGUGGAGUUACGUCACCAUGGUGCCCUCGGCCACCAGGGAGGACAGUGGCAGCGCCCCCUCCACGGGGCCCGUCCAGGGGACGCCUGUCUCGCUGAAGCGGAAGUCGGGGGGCAGCAUGUGCAUCACCCAGUUCAUGAAGAAGCGCAGACACGACGGGCAGGUCGGCGCUGGGGACCUGGACGGCUUCCAGGCGGACACGGAGGAGGAAGAGGAAGAGGAAGGUGACUGUGUGAUGAUGGACAUCUCGGAUGUCGGGGAGGUCCAGGCCCCGUGUGGAACCACUUCGGGAGCUGGGGGGGCCGUGGGGAUGGACACCAGCGAGAGCCCCAUGCCCGCCAGCACGCUCGGCUCCUCCUGAGCAUGCGACCGCCCGUGUGUGUAUUUAGAAUGGUUAGGGUUUCUCAGAUGCCUCUCCGAUACUUGAAAGUCCUGGUUCCUGUGUAAAGAGCACUUUGUCCCGCUUCGCAGACCUCCCCGGAGGUCUGGAAAGUUUUAUAUAGGAUGCUUGAGUAGUCCUUGAUAUUUGUAAAAAUUUCCCCCAGAGCUGCAUACCAAUCUGCCCUCUAAUAAAGCAUUAUUGCCACCUGGUGACCUGCUCGGGGAAGGCCGGUCGUGCCCUGGGACCCGAGCGGGCGCUGUGACGAGAUGCUUGUCAAUGAAUUGUAGCCCGCGCUGCGGCGCAGCACCUGGACCAGACAUGGAUGUGUAUAAACUUGCUGUCUAGCCC